Molecule: messenger RNA, 719 nt
Organism: Meloidogyne enterolobii
Lineage: Eukaryota; Metazoa; Nematoda; Chromadorea; Rhabditida; Meloidogynidae
Source: the annotation of a GenBank genome assembly
UCCAGCAUCACUUCUCAAUACAUUCUACCCUCAAAAAUAAAUAUGAAAAUAAUUUUAUUUAUAAUCAGCUUUACAUUACUUCUUCAUGAAGCAUCAUUGUCAGGUCCAGACACCAUCGUAAAACGCAAUGCUUAUGGCCCUCCACCGCCUCCACCGUAUGUGCCUCCACCGGUUAAAUAUGGCCCUCCACAACCGCCUCCAUACGUGCCUCCACCUUAUGUGCCACCAACACCAGCACCAACUACUCCAAAACCAUAUGUACCACCACCACCGGUAUAUGCUCCACCACCAGCUCCUCCAGCACCACCGGUUUAUGCUCCACCACCUUCACCACCAGCUCCUCCAACUUAUGCUCCACCGCCUCCUCCAUCUCCACCACCACCACCAGCAUAUGCUCCACCACCACCAAGGUAGUCUCGAAUCUAAUUUUCUCAAAAAUUCUUUUUCAGCUAUAAAGCGCCCCCAGCUGGUGAAUGGCAUUAUGUAGAGAAUCCUUGGAACAAGCCACAACCCCCAGCACCAACAACACCACCAAAAUACGCACCACCAGCUCCUCCUGCUUAUGGCCCUCCUCAACCACCACCUGCGCCACCUGCUCCUCCAGCAUAUGCUCCACCACCCCCACCUUCUCCACCACCACCGGUAUAUGCUCCACCACCAACACAACCUCCACCUGCCUACUAUCCUCCUCAGCCAUCAUAUAUUCCGAAACCUAGUUU